Owenia fusiformis is the source of this 2247-nucleotide messenger RNA. The record is from the annotation of a GenBank genome assembly. NCBI's taxonomy places the organism in Eukaryota, Metazoa, Annelida, Polychaeta, Sabellida, Oweniidae.
AUUUAGCGCAGAUGAUUAUCAAAGCUUCCGUACGUGUGCUGCCAUAUUAAUUAUCAAUUACUUAUGAUGACUCCAACCAGCAAAUAGGAUUAAAUCGGGAACACAUAUUUAUAGUGAUGGCAGAGGAGGAUGAUGAAAGUCAAGAGAAUGAACUACUGGCGCUGAGUAGUAUCUAUACAGAACAUGAGCUCAUCACGACUGAAGACAAUGGCUUACGAAGCGGUCAUUUUAACGCCAAUAUCGAACUACCUGAUUCCUUCGCUGUCCGAUUUCCAGAGUUGGAUAUAGGUGGUGGUGAUGUUGAUGGAAAAGAGAUUGCUGCCGCUGGGUUGGAUGGUGCUGAGUCUAAAACUGCUGUGCAUAAUUUGGAAUAUCUACCUCCCGUUGAGCUUAACUUUGAACUGCCAAAGAAUUACCCAUCCAAGGCGCCUCCUGUGUUCACAUUAUCAGCAAAAUGGUUGAGUUUGAAACAACUGACUGAAUUGUGCAAGAAACUUGACAGGAUAUGGAUUGAAAAUGAAGGAAUGGAAGUGCUUUUUAUGUGGAUCAGUUUCCUGAAAGAUGAAUUAUUAGAUUUUCUUAACCUGUCAUCGCCACUUGACUUAUCCAGUGUUAUACCCUUAAGAAAAAGACUGAGAAGAAAAACAGAAGAAAAUGUGGAUAUUGCAAAUAAUUUGGGGAGCGAUUCUAGUCACCAUGAGAGUAAGGGUAAAGGAAAUUGUUAUGAAUCCAGUUCAAAGAGUACAAGGCAGAAAAAACCUAAAAGUCCCAUUUUUGAUGCUGAAGAAGCACAUAAACGUCGCAAUAAACAAUCACAACCAAUCAGAGAGAGACCUGGUCACGAUAAAGUGAAAAACAACGAUGCUGAAAGAAAUACCAAAUGCAAAGAAUUGACAACUGAUAAUGCAAAAACAAUUGAUGGCGAUAAGCGAACAAACGAUAGAGGACAGAGAUAUGACAAGCGGGCAAUACGAAGCAUUGCCAACCGUCAGGCUCUCCUUCCAGCUUUAAUUGAAUUCAACGAGAUUGAAAAACAAAGAAGAUUUGAGCUCACCUGUUUUACAUGCAGUAUUUGCUUCAGUGAAAAAUACGGGGGACAGUGCUUGAAGUUCUAUGAUUGCGGACACGUUUACUGCCAGGGUUGUAUGGCGGGGUACUUUGAAGUGAUGAUUAAUGAUGGAAAUGUUAAAGCCCUGACGUGUCCAAAUGAUAAAUGUGAAUCGCAAGCUACACCUGCUCAGGUCAAAGAAUUGGUGCCAGUUGAACUAUUUGAGAAAUAUGAUAGACUGCUUCUACAGACCACGCUAGAUACAAUGGCUGAUGUUGUAUAUUGUCCCAGGGUGCAUUGCCAGAGUCCCGUUGUCAAGGAGCCCGACACAACAAUGGGAAGAUGUGCUGCGUGUCAUUACGUCUUCUGUACAUUCUGUAAAUAUGCCUACCAUGGCAUAUCUGCAUGCAAGAUUAAGCCAGAUGAGAUAAAGAAACUGAGGGCUGAAUACAAUGAAGCAAAUGACUUGAAGAAGAAACUAUUAGAGAAGAGAUAUGGCAAGACCAUCAUCAGACAUAUCAUAGAGGAGUCAGAGUCCUUAGAUUGGUUGGACCAGUACAGUAAACAAUGCCCUUCAUGUGGUACAAACAUUCAGAAAAUAGACGGCUGCAACAAGAUGUCCUGCACAAAGUGUAGGAAUUACUUCUGCUGGUUAUGUAUGGCUACACUUAACCAUGGCAACCCGUAUAGUCAUUUCAACUCCCUGGGGUCACCCUGCUUCAAUCAAUUAUUUCAAGGGGUGGAGACUAAUGAGUGGGAGGUGCCUGAAGAGGAACAAGAAAGGAACCUAGAGGAUUGGCAAGAAGAUGUUGAUAUGUUUCUUUUCUGAUGAUUGACAUGUGGGCGGAUCAACUAGUUUUGAUUGACAUUAUUGACAGAUCUAGAAUGUAUGAUUGACAGCCUUUUUGACUUUGAUUCAUUAAGUUUGUUUUGUAAUAUUAGCAGAUUUAGAAUGUGUGAUUGACAGUCCUAAUGACUGAUUAAUUAUGUUAACUGUAAUAUUGGCAGAUAUAGAAUGUGCGACUGACAGUUGUGAUGGCUUUGAUGACAGCUUUAUGUUGCCAAUAAUAUUGGCAGAUCUUCAUGGAAUGUGUAAUUGACAGCCCCAAUGGCUUUGAUUCAUUAUGUUAGUGACUGUCAGGACUUUAAGCUUCAAUUCAUUACUUUGGCUUAAAUAUUGGCAGAUCUAAAAUAAGUGA